AUGAAAUCACAUACUGUUGGUGAAACGCUGAUAUUACCUGCAGCUAAAGAUAUGGUGCAAACGGUUUUAGGAGAAAAAGCAGCUAAAGAAUUGGAUAAAAUUCCACUAUCAAACAAUUCUGUUAAGAGAAUAAUUGAUACUAUGGCUUCAAAUAUUGAAGAAAUACUGUUUACUCAACCAAAAAUGUGUUCGAAUUUUUCUCUCCAAGUAGAUGAGAGUACAGAUAUAACAAAUAUGGCACAGCUACUUGUUUUCAUUCGGUAUGAUUUUCACAAUGUAUUAAAUGAGGAGUAA
Messenger RNA from Cinara cedri, 294 nucleotides. NCBI's taxonomy places the organism in Eukaryota, Metazoa, Arthropoda, Insecta, Hemiptera, Aphididae. The record is from the annotation of a GenBank genome assembly.